Messenger RNA from Penicillium brasilianum, 486 nucleotides. NCBI's taxonomy places the organism in Eukaryota, Fungi, Ascomycota, Eurotiomycetes, Eurotiales, Aspergillaceae. The record is from the annotation of a GenBank genome assembly.
AUGGCCGACGUACAGCAGACAGCCCCCGUCACAACGGAGGACCCCUCUUCAACCGCGCCGAAGCGCAAAGCACCAGAGUCUACCCCCAGCACUAUCAACUUCACAUCGCGCAACCCGCCCUGGACCUACCUCAAACUCCAGCUUAUCCCCCAACCAGACAAUCCAUCUUUACAGCCCCUCGACGCCCUCACCGCCCGCACAUACCUCUCCUCCGCACUAUCGCAAUUCCUCGGAUUGACGGGGACCGCGAUUCCAAUCGAUAUCCUCAAGAUUGAAAAUAAGGGGAGCAAUGCACACGGUGUUACCAAGUACGAUUGUGUCUGGGUGCGUGUCCCACGCGAUGACGGGGCUGCGGUCGUCGCUGCGAUCAGUUCGUGGAUUGGGGGUACUGGGGGCGGGUCUGGUGCUGCGUGGAGAAUCUGCGCAAAGGGGAAUUACCUAGGCGCGUUGGUGUCCGGGUCUGGGAGUGACUUGUUUGUUCCUUGA